CAGCACCGUGAUGAGCAGCAGCAAACAGUCCGCUGUGUUCAAUAAUCCAAGAUGUCUGCGCCCUGAAGGAUGCUUCUGACAGCGUGAAGGUGCUGGACAAGGGACAGUGGAUGGAUUCUCAGCUGACUUCAAGGCAGAUUUAAGGCUUUCCAGACAGACCAGGAUGUCAAAGAUCUCCAAAGCAGCCAAGGCUGUGAAGAAAUUGGAUGCAGGCAAUGUAAUCCGGGCUAUAGUGAGGUCAGGACAAGCUGCCCCUGGACCUCCACUAGGCCCCAUUCUGGGACAGAAAGGAAUCCCCAUCGGGCAGUUCUGCAAGGACUUCAAUGAGAAAACCAAGGAGCUGAAGGAGGGCAUCCCUCUCCCGAUCAAGAUCCACGUGAAGCCUGACAGAACAUAUGACCUGAAGAUCGGCCAGCCUACAGUGUCUUACUUCCUCAAACAAGCAGCAGGCAUUGCAAAAGGAGCUGGGAAGACAGGCCACGAGACGGCGGGGAUGGUGUCCGUCAGAGCAGUGUAUGAAAUCGCCCAGGUGAAAGCUCAAGAUGAAUGCUUCAAAACGCGGAACGCAUCCCUUGAGACGGUGGUGAAAAGGAUCAUCGGCUCAGCCCGCUCCCUGGGCAUUAAGGUUGUCAGCGAUCUAUCAGCUGAUGAGUACAAAGUCUUCCUGGAGCAGCGAGAGGAGAAGCUGAAAGCGGACGCCGCUGCUGCUGCAGCAGCCACUGCAGCCGAAGCUUCAGCGGGCAAGAAGAAAUGAAGACCUGGAACAUCGCUGCAUUUCUCUUUAUAUUCAUAUUUUAUACAUUAAUGCAAAAGUGCGUAUGUCUGAACGUAAUAAACAUGACGUGUUAAAUGACA
Molecule: messenger RNA, 855 nt
Organism: Archocentrus centrarchus (flier cichlid)
Lineage: Eukaryota; Metazoa; Chordata; Actinopteri; Cichliformes; Cichlidae
Gene: mrpl11
Product: mitochondrial ribosomal protein L11
Exons: 6
Coding region: 164-754 (196 amino acids)
Biological process (GO): translation
Cellular component (GO): mitochondrial large ribosomal subunit; ribosome
Molecular function (GO): large ribosomal subunit rRNA binding; structural constituent of ribosome
Source: RefSeq, a predicted model, not a curated record